Messenger RNA from Rasamsonia emersonii CBS 393.64, 1332 nucleotides. RefSeq names its product N-acetylglucosamine-6-phosphate deacetylase. The record is from RefSeq and is a predicted model, not a curated record. The transcript is spliced from 2 exons. Bases 1 to 1332 code for a protein of 443 amino acids. Gene Ontology annotation, molecular function: N-acetylglucosamine-6-phosphate deacetylase activity. NCBI's taxonomy places the organism in Eukaryota, Fungi, Ascomycota, Eurotiomycetes, Eurotiales, Trichocomaceae. Gene Ontology annotation, biological process: N-acetylglucosamine catabolic process.
AUGCCGGCCCGCCAAGACCAUACCCCCCGCAUCACCAAAUUCACCAACUGCCGCAUCCUCAAGAACAAGCAGCUCAUCGAGCAGGAUCUCUGGAUCGACUCUGUGUCUGGCAAGAUCCUCAAGGACCAGGAGGCCUUCUACGAGCUGAAGCUGUCGCCCGAUCAGGUCAUCGACCUCAAUGGCCGCAUCCUGUGUCCGGGCUUCAUCGACGUCCAGCUCAACGGCGCCCAGGGCUUUGACUAUUCGGUGCCGCGUGCCACCCGCGAGGAAUACGAGGCUGGUCUGCUGGAGGCGAACCGGGGGCUCGCGCGGACGGGCGUGACGUCGUAUCUGCCGACGCUGGUCAGUUCGACGCCUGAAGUCUACUGGAAGGUACUUCCAUCCCUGGCUCCGUCCGGAGCCGCUCGUCGUGCGGAAGAUGGUGCAGAGUCGUUGGGAGCCCACGUCGAAGGACCGUUCAUGAGUCCCGCGCGGAAUGGCAUCCACAAGCCAGACGUCCUGCGGGCCGCGACCAACGGCUUCCAGGAUAUCCUUGACUGCUACGGAGCGGAGAACGUGCCGCCGGCAAAGAACGAAGAAGACGCUCCCGUCAAUGGGGACGCGCCCAAGAGACAACCUGCGAUCAAGAUGAUCACGGCCGCCCCGGAGGUGGGCGGCAUGCUGUCGAAUAUCCGGGAGCUCGUGUCGCGCGGCGUCAUCUACUCGAUCGGGCAUUCCGAUGCCACGUAUGAGCAGGCGCUGGCAGCCGUGGGCCAGGGCGCGACGAUGGUGACGCACCUGUUCAACGCGAUGCGGCCGUUCUACCACCGCAACCCGGGCAUUUUCGGGCUGCUGGGCCAGAGCGAGCAGCCCAAGCCGUUCUUCGGGGUCAUUGCGGACGGCAUCCACCUGCACCCGACGACGAUCAAGAUCGCGUACAACGCGCACAGCGAGGGGCUGAUUCUGGUGACGGACGCGAUGCGGCUGUGCGGGCUGCCGGACGGGGUGUACGAGUGGACGAACGGCGAGCGGAUCGUCAAGACGGGCGCGCGUCUGACGCUUGAAGGCUCGGACAAGAUCGCGGGGAGCUCCGCGACGCUGAUCGAGUGUGUCAACAACUUCCGCCGCUGGACGGGCGCGACGACGGGCGAGGUUCUGAGCGCGGUGACGGCGACGCCGGCGCGGAUGCUGGGCCUCGAGGGGGUGAAGGGCACGCUGGACAGCGGCGCUGACGCUGAUCUGGUGGUGCUGGGCGAGACGAUGGACCCGUACAGCGGGGCGACCCUGACGGUCGACCAGGUGUGGAAGUUUGGAGUGAAAAUCUACGACAGCGGUAGCCAGAAGGGUUUAUAA